Molecule: messenger RNA, 348 nt
Organism: Marasmius oreades (fairy-ring Marasmius)
Lineage: Eukaryota; Fungi; Basidiomycota; Agaricomycetes; Agaricales; Marasmiaceae
Exons: 1
Coding region: 1-348 (115 amino acids)
Source: RefSeq, a predicted model, not a curated record
AUGAUCUCUUAUUCGCAUCCUUUUGUGUAUAUUUCUUUUCGCGGUUUUUUCCUUCUGCUUUUCUCUCCACAAUAUCUGUUGUCAGCAGUACAGGGUAGCCCGUGGCAUAAGGCCAGGGACCUGGAAAGCACUCUAACCUCAUCUGAUCACUCCGCCGCCCCUGCCCCGUCUCCACACUUGCCAACAACCCACGUCUGUCGUACUGUCUAUGUCUUUACUUCUGGGUUUACUGUUAUUCUCACACCUUCCCCACAAAUAAUGAUCUCCUUUACCCGUCGUUUCGCUUUCAUCCAUAGUAAUACGAACUUACGCCGUUUUGUUGGAUCUUGGAGGCUUGGUCUUGCAUAG